AUGGUAGGUAAAGGAUUGAUUACGAGAUCCGUUUGUGAAUUCGAGGACCUGGAGCUGGAGUCGCGCCGUUUUGACGACGGUUACAGCCUGAGCGCCGACGUCAGCGAGUCGGAGAGCUCAACAUCGAGCGGCGCCACCUUUUCCUCCGGCCGCCGGCUGGCGUCGCCUUCCCGCUCCGAUAGCUUGCUGCCGCCGCCGAUUAUGCUGCCGGUUGUGGGUGGCAGGCACGUCGUCUUCCCAGGGGAAAAGGUGGAUCGAGAUGAACCUGAGCAGUCCGAGUUGACCGAAGCCGAAAUGAUGAAAGAACGAUUUUCGAAACUGUUGCUGGGAGAAGACAUGUCCGGUGGAGGCCAGGGAGUGAGUACUGCUCUAGCAAUUUCAAAUGCAAUCACUAAUCUUGCAGCUAGUGUCUUUGGAGACAUCUGGAAGCUGGAGCCACUAUCCCAACAGAAAAAAUCCAUGUGGCAGCGUGAGAUGGAGUGGCUCCUCUGCGUUAGCGACUCCAUAGUCGAGCUCAUCCCGUCUGUGCAGGAAGUUCCAGGUGGCUCCAGCUUCGAGAUCAUGGUGACUCGGCAGAGAUCUGACCUGUACUCAAACCUCCCGGCUCUCAAGAAGCUCGACGGGAUGCUGUUGAGCAUCUUGGAUGGGUUCAAAGAUGCCGAGUUUUACUAUGUCGAUCGAGGUGUGUUUGUUGCUGGUGGGGACCACAUCGAGGCGUGUCCUUCGUCGGAACUCGAGGAGAAGUGGUGGUUGCCCUUCCCAAAAGUUCCUGCAAGGGGAUUGUCGGAGGAGAUGAGAAAGCGGCUGGGGCAGUGCAGGGAGUGCACGCAGCAGAUUUUCAAGGCGGCUGUGGCCAUCAACAAUGGCGUGCUCUCGGAGAUGGAGGUUCCGCAGGUUUACUCAGACAACUUGCCCAAGAAUGAGAAGGCUUGUUUAGGUGAAAUCCUCCACCAUUACCUAACCGCCGAUCAGUUCUCCCCUGAUUGUCUUCUCGAUUACCUCGACCUUUCAUCAGAAUACAGUACCUUGGAGAUAGCAAAUAGGAUCGAAAGCGCCCUACACUUCUGGAGAUCGAAAUGUCGAAAGAAGAAACUGACUCAUACGAGGUCAGCUUCGUUUUGGGAAAACACUAUGAAGGGCUUCAUCUGUGAUUCUGAAAAGAGUAAACUCUUUGCACACCGAGCAGAAACCGUCCUAAAGAACUUAAAGUUGCACUUUCCCGGUCUCCCCCAAACCACUCUGGACAUGAACAAGAUUCAGUAUAACAAGGAUGUGGGGCAGUCGAUCCUCGAGAGCUACUCGAGGGUACUUGAGAGCUUAGCUUUCAACUUAACAUCAAGAAUCGACGAUCUUCUAUACGUUGACGAAGCCACCAAGAAACGGGCAAUGGCAGAGUCCAUCUCAUCCUUGCUCGUAAACAACCAAAUAAGGAGAUCAAUAACCGGCAACCUGUAUUAUCCUGGCUCGCCAUCCAGCCAGAGCUCACACUCGUCUUCAUCACCAAUAGGUUCCCCUUUCCGUUGCUUGGUCCCAGUGAGCCAACGGCCCAAGAGGCUACGCCGUUCAGUGAGCCAGUCAGCCUCUCGGGACCGGCUUGAUGUAGAACUACAAAAUCUUGCAUUGAAAUGA
Striga hermonthica is the source of this 1629-nucleotide messenger RNA. NCBI's taxonomy places the organism in Eukaryota, Viridiplantae, Streptophyta, Magnoliopsida, Lamiales, Orobanchaceae. The record is from the annotation of a GenBank genome assembly.